UCACGUGUGAUGGCACUGGAUAGGGCAAACAUUAUUUUAAUGCCUUUGCCACAAGCGGUGACAUACCUUUUUCAAUUUUUUCAUAACAUUUUUCAAUCAACAUAUUAACAUCGUUAAGUAAAAAGGAAUGCAAAGCUUAACAACAUGGAAGGGAAGUAUAUAAACAUAAAGACUUUCGUGUUCGGCUUGUCCAUGAUUGCAAUCACCGUAGUUUCACAAAAUGGAACCGUGAUUUUCACGAGUAACCAAGUCUGUACAAACUGUUGGAAUGGACACACGUGCGUCACGCAUUACAAUACGUCAAAUGUCACGUGGCCUGUGACCCUUGCAAGCGACUGUUGGAAUAUUUGUAAUGAUAUUGAAGACUGCUAUGCUGCCACAUUAGCUGGAAAAAGCUACUGCAGAUUAUAUAACUGUACAAACUUUAUGCAAAAAACAGGCGCAUAUUCGUACAGAAAAACGAAUAACAAUGAUUGCCUGGAGUUUGAAAUUUAUGUUCACACUGGAUAUAGGGCAAGUUGUUCCGCAUUAUCCACAGUGAGUAACGUUUAUACCAAGGCUUACUGUCUAGAACUAUGUCUAGAAACGUUUUCUUGUAGAGGUGCGUCUUACAACAGUGGAACUAAGGAAUGUAACUUACACGGCAGCUCAUGCUCAGGAAAGGAACCGUUUACCAACUCUACAUUCACUGAAAUACAUUGUUUAAGCGAUCUACCAGCUUGUAUACGAAAUUCCCUUCAAGAAUGCGUGAACUGCAGGACUGCUGAUCCAUAUUGCGCAAAAUUUUCAAUCGCUUUCCAGUUUCUUAAGCCUCUUACCUACGACAUAUCAACCGACCUAGUAGGCAAUACAAUUAUAAAUCAGAUGUGGUAUGCCCCGUGGUAUAGUCAUUAUUAUGGAUUCGAGUGUACAUUCGUAGAUCAAUCAAUCGGUAGAACGGUCUUUCGGAAAUCUAACACAACAGAUUGUCCUAAAUUUGAACUACUAACAUUAAAAAAACACAGAGGUACCUGCCCAGAAAUGAAGACGUUAUCCGGAGGUGUUGAUAUGGUGUUUUGUAUGGACAAAUGUCUUGACAUGACUAAUUGCAGAGGUGUAAGCUUCCAUGCUUCUUCAGAAAGCUGUAUAUUCCAUAACUGCACUGACUACACAGAGGAUUCUAAGUUUCAGUUUAUUUCACGGCGAUGUAUAGAUGGACCAGAAUGUUCACCAGCUGACAAAAUUAUUCAAACAUGCAUUGGUUGUGAGGCAGGGCCACACCGUCAUAAGGCAUAUAUCUCUGAUGGUGGAAAAGCAUUUUUUUCAACCUGUCUUGAUAUUAAGGAGUCAGAUAGCGAAAGUGUAGUUGUUACUUAUAACAGAUCUGAAAGUGAGUGUAACAGAUAUCAGAGUUUUUUUGUACGUCAAAAGAUGGGAAGUAUAUCGUACAGGGCUUCAUGUAAUACUGACUGUCCAAAAUUCGAGAUAUUCCAAUUAAGUGAUUAUGGUGGAACGUGUAAGAUUAUACACAGUGAAGAGGGUGGUUUAAGUAUUAACUACUGUUUAAAGAAAUGUGUGGACAUGAACUUGUGUAGAGGUACAACGUUUAAUGCUACAACAGGAAGAUGUGAUUAUCACAAUUGUACGGAUCAUAUUGAAACACCUGGUCUCGAGUUCUUGUGGAAAAGAUGCAUUUAUGACGAACCUCCACCACGUGACCAUCAACAAAUCUGUGUUGGCUGUAACGUAAACUGGGUUUGUCAGAUGUCUGUGAAUGAGAUACUUGUAUCUACCUGGCAGGAAUGUCAAGCUCAUUUUAAUAACACUGGUGACAUUGCUGAUCUGUUUAUGUAUGAUGGAAGCACAUUCACGUGCGCUCUAAUUAACUGCACUUUGGUGGAACAAGAUGAAGACAUGUACCGCGUUGUAUUCCGUCGUUCACCUACUUCCGAUUGUCCGAUAUUUAGGUUACUUACAUUGUACGGGUAUAAUGGAACAUGUCCUGUGUUAGGAUACGACGAGGGUGGAGUUGAUCUUGCAUAUUGUAUAGAUAAAUGCUUGGAUAUUGAUCAGUGCCGGUCUGUGAGCUACGAUGACGACCUACUCCGCUGUUGGUACCACUCCUGUACAGAUAAAUCCGAAGCUCUUAGUCACACAUUUGUGAAGAGGGAAUGUAUCUUAUACGAAGAUUUUGAUCCAAUCAAAGACCAGAUACAGACAUGUAAGAAUUGUCAGAAUAUGUGCUCUUUAUCAAUGUCAAACCAGACCAACCGAGUGUUGUAUACUGAUUGUGAUACCACGUGUUCCGAUUGUGAAAAUAUCAUGUACGAGCCACACUCGCACCAGUGUCUGCAGUAUCAAUGUGACAGACCUUAUAUCCAGGGACCAGGUACAACUAUGAUGCGAAAAACUACGAAUCCGGAAUGUCGCAAUUUUGAAGUGAUAACUAAAUUGAUGACAGUUCCAAACUGUACAGCUUUCGAAUAUGACGAAGGAGUUGCUAACGAGGAGUUUUGUCUAAAGCGUUGCAUGGACUUACCAGGUUGUCUAUCGCUUCUCUUUAGCCUUAAUACCAGGAACUGUACUUAUCACGCAUGCGCAGACUUUGUAACGGACGACAACUCUGUUGAUGUCCUCUUUAUAAAGGAUUGUCUAACAGAAAACGCUUGCUCUUCCCCGGUGGAACAGAUUUGCAUGAAUUGCCAAGCGGGAUCACUCUGUCAGUCCUCUUUCCAGUUUUCUAACACGACUGAAUCAUCGUGCCUGGCUUCCAGUAAUUCGGAAACUCAGUGUGAAGGGAUAUCGUACAACCCUAGUGAUAUGAUAUGCGAAUUCUUCCAAUGUUCAUAUGUUAGUCAGCAAUACAGAUCAACAUUCUACCGAGACUCUUGUAAUAAUGAUUGCAAUAUUUUCGAAAUUUACACAUUAGAAGGGUAUUUGGGGACAUGUGAUACAAUACCAUCAAUGACAGAGUAUAUGGUGUUGUAUCCAGAGAUAUGCUAUGAAAGAUGUUUGGACAAUGACAAUUGCCGAGCAGUUACAUAUUUGGAGUCGAAAGAAAUAUGUUUGUAUCAUACCUGUGACUGUUACACUGGUAGAGAUGCCAGGCCUGGCGAUAUUUUCAUGUGGAAGUAUUGUUUAGACUAUAUGUCAGCAGCCUCCAAUCUUCCUUUAUUAAAUUCUUCCACUAAUCAUACCAGCAAAGAUCUCUCGGAAAUCUACCCGACAGCGACUGACUGCGAGCCACCUCCAAUCUUCAUCAUGGCAUGUCAAUGCAGUACAGGAGCUUUUGAUGACUUGACAAAUGAACAGAUUGUCACCCAGUUUAUUGAAACCCUUGAGAUAGAUAAAGAUUCGACGUCGAAAGCUUACCGAAAACUCAAUUCAGCUGUAGAUAAUCGACCAGAAUCUAUAGCUAUUGGAUCGUUAGGGGUUAUAGUUUUAACAAGUGCCAUAGUAAUCAUUGUAGUAAUGGAUUUUCCGAAAACGUUGAGGCUCUUCCGACGUAUGUAUAGGAGGUUAUCAAGAUGCAAGAAGAAAACAUCUAAGGUUAUUUGCUCUUCGGUUUCCAUUGAUUCCCUAAAACACUUUUACGCUGAGGAUUUUGACGAUCUUAUUGAAAUUCAAAAGAAAAAAGACAGGAGUCAACCUGCACGUUCGAAUAAGUGAGGCUUUUCCAAACAAUAGGAAAAUGAUUAUGUAUUUAAAUAAUCAGGCACACUGUUUGAUUAUAACCAUAGCUUAUAAAGCACACUAUGAAAGUUACUUAAAUGUAGCAAUUUGUUUUACACGUUUGAGACUCUUAGGUAAAAUUCUACGUUUAACAAUAUAGCGGUGUUGUAAUCCAUUGCUAAAAAUAAUGCGAAUUUGUGUAAUAUUUUAGAUUCAAUGAAAUGCAAUGCUGGAAAAAAACA
Ruditapes philippinarum (Manila clam) is the source of this 3893-nucleotide messenger RNA. RefSeq lists its product as uncharacterized. The coding region runs from base 145 to 3648 and encodes 1167 amino acids. The transcript is spliced from 20 exons. The record is from RefSeq and is a predicted model, not a curated record. Lineage: Eukaryota; Metazoa; Mollusca; Bivalvia; Venerida; Veneridae.